Durio zibethinus is the source of this 1502-nucleotide messenger RNA. NCBI's taxonomy places the organism in Eukaryota, Viridiplantae, Streptophyta, Magnoliopsida, Malvales, Malvaceae. The record is from RefSeq and is a predicted model, not a curated record.
GCUGUUUCAUAGGUGCGCCGCCAUUGCGUUGCCUACCAGAAUGAAAAUUCUUGAGGUCAACCAAGUUGCUCCAUCCUCUAACUCGCCUGAAUCCGCUGUUGAAUUCUCUCUUCCACUCACUUUUUAUGAUAUUUUCCGGUUGAAGCAUCCUCCUGUUGAGCGGCUUUAUUUUUACCAACUCAACGGGUUAACCCCUGCUUGUUUCAACUCUGUUAUCCUUCCCAAACUCAAGCAAUCUUUUGCUCUCACUCUUCUGCAUUACCUCCCUCUCGCCGGCAACCUCAAGUGGCCAUCAAAUGCCCCUAAUCCCAUCAUUCUGUACACUCCAAGUGAUGGAGUGCCACUCACAGUUGCUGAGUCCGACGUAGACUUUAACCUUCUGUCUGGCAAUGGAAUCUAUGAAGCUGUUGAGUUACACCCUUUGACACCUAAGCUCGUAACAUCAGAUGAUUCAGCAUCAACUAUAUCUUUGCAGAUAACCCUUUUUCCAAAUAUGGGGUUUUGCAUUGGAAUCACAGCUCACCAUGCAGUUCUUGAUGGUAAAACCACAACCUCGUUCAUCAAGUCUUGGGCCUAUAUAUGCAAGCAAGGUAAUACAGAAAACUUACCCUUGCCUCCAGAGCUAACCCCAUUUUUUGAUCGGAGUGUUAUAAAAGAUCCUGAUGGACUUGACAUGUUAUAUUUGAAGCAAUGGCUUGCUAGCAUCGGGUCAGAUUCUGAUACUAAUAAGAAAAGCUUGAAGAUUUUGCCAAACAAACGAGAAGCUCCAAAUCUAGUUCGAGUCACGGUUGAGAUCAAUCGAGAAGAUUUCAAGAAAUUAAGAGAAAGGGUUUUGUCUAAAUUAUCAGAUAGUGGGAAAGAACUUCAUCUAUCGACUUUUGUGCUUACACUUGCUUAUAUAACAACUUGCAUAGUGAAAGCUAGAGGAGAAGAUGGUGGUAGAAAUGUUUGUUUAGGAUUCACAAUCGAUUGCAGGCCACGAUUAAACCCUCCUGUUCCAGAAAAUUAUUUCGGAAAUUGUAAUACAAUUACAGGAAAUAUACUGAAGGCAAGAGAUUUCUUUGGUGAAAACGGGUUUGUUUUAGCUGUUCAAAAGGUAAGUGGCAUGGUUAAGGAAUUGCUGGAGAGAGGGGUUCUUGAAGGAAUAGAAGAGAAGUUGUCAACUGUUUUGAAUUUAAGUAAGUUAUCAAAACAAGCGCAGAUUAUUAGUGUUGCAGGGUCACCUCGAUUUGAUGUUUAUGGUUCAGAUUUUGGUUGGGGGAAGCCCUUGAAGGUGGUUGUUGUUUCCAUUGAUGAGAAUGAAGCUAUUUCCAUGGCUGAGAGUAGAGAUGGGAGAAAGGGAAUUGAGAUUGGUUUGGCUUUGAGAAAGCAUGAGGUGGGGAAUUUCUCUUCUUUGUUUCUAAAAGAUGUUUAAACAACUUGCUGAGAAGUUGGAUUGAUUGUAUUAGUUUAUAUUUGAUGCGAAUCAUCACCUUAAGUGAAUCAUCUUCACUUCAUUAAUA